UUAUAUAUAUAUAUAAUAUAUCAGCCGACCAUAUGAAGAAGUAAGAAUAGUUUAUUUUAUGCUAUGUACCGCUUAAUGUUGAAAAUGGCCACAAAAAAUAAAAAAAAUAAAGAAAUGUUUGAUAGAACUGAAUUUUCAGCAUUACUACCAACAUUGUCAUUAAAAGAGGUCAUGAAACUGAAAUUUAGAGUUGACAUCACAAGCAAAUGGGAAGCGAUGGCUAUUUCUGAAGACCAAAUUAAAAAAAAGUAUUUAUGUAAAGUUUGCGAGGUGUUUCAAUAUGGCGAUAAAAAUCUGAUUCAGCAUCUUUCUGGAAAGAAACAUUUUUGUAUGAUGGAAUCGGUGACGCAAAUUUAUUUGCCAAAGGAAACUGGCAAUAAAAUUGCAACAAAAAUUAGCAAACCUUUGAAAAAACAAACAAAUACUCCAAGUGUGGAUACAAAAGACAGAGAAAAACCAACAGAAAUCGUCGGUGAUUUAAAGAAAAAAACAUUGCCUACUAUUCAGCCAAAUAAGACUCAAACUAAAGCAGCACCUACCAAGCCAUUAACAUUAACAAAACCAGUAUCUAAAAAAGUAGCUGCUGCUAAAUCCACUGUCCUUAAUGUGGCCAAAACAGAUUCUAAUGAGAACACCGUCGCUACCAAUAAUAUUUCUUCUAAGGAACUGGUUGCGAUGACAAAAUCAAAAUUGCCUAUUGAUCAAAAAACACCGUUAGCUAAAUGCGAUAACGAUAAGGAAAAACCAGAUAUUGAAUUAGUUCAGACUACGAAAAAUAUAUUGCAGAAAUCUAAAGAUAGUUUACUUCAAUCUGCUCGCAAUAAAUCAAAGCCAACCAAAGAAUGCGAAAAUGAAUUGGAGCAAAGCGAGAUUUUCGAAUCAAUUGAUUUAGAUAAAAUUUCGGAUCAGAGUGAUGUUGGUAUCGUCGAAGAAGAAAUGUCCGAAGACCCUGUAAAAAAACCAGCUUUGAAAUCUUCAGCUCAAAUAAAUGUGGUAGUAAAUCCACUCGCCUUGGUAAAGCCAAAGCCAACAAAAAUUACUUGUGUUCCACUAUCGAAAUUGAUAACUGUGAAAUAUCCGGAGAAAGUAAGUGAGAGCAAUGAUGAACACAAAAACGAUGAUAUUGAUACUGAUGUCGUGUUAGUAGCUGCCUCAGAGCCUUUCAAAAAAGUCGACAUUUGCAGCCAAAAAGAAUACAAACUUCAUAAAAAUGACACAAUUGCACCGAGCAGCAGCUCUGAAACGGAGAAGAAGGAUAACAGAAAUCGUUCCAACUAUCUUCCAACAUUGUCCGCAGCCGUAGCUCAGGGUUCCACAUUUGAGUCGCCAUCAAAUGUUAGCGAAAUCCUGGGACUUUUGGGAGUUGAGUACGUUAUCAAAAUUGUCAAAUUUAUGAAAGAUAAAGCACCAAGAUUUCAGUGCAGCUUAUGUGACAUUACUACCGAUGAGAUCUCAAUGCAAAACCAUCUGAUUGGCUACAAUCACCGCCUAAAGUAUUGCGAAAAACAUUUCCCAACCGCUAUGCGCCAGAAUAAACAAUAUAUUGCACAUAUUCCGGAGGAUAUGGUCUUCAAAGUGUUAUCGCCAAUAUUAGAAAAGCUGGCGAUGGCAAUUGAAAAACACCACGGCCGAGAAAAGUCCUACCUUUGCUAUGAAAACUCUUUUAGUAAAAAUCGACAAAGCAUUGUUUCAACAGUUUUUCAUCGCAGACACGCAUCCGAGGUGGUUGGUCCCUCAUUUACCCAUGUUGUCGAUUCAAAGGAUGUGGAUAUCUUGAUUGCAAAUGCUAGCAAGAGCAACGCUAACACGACAAACGACAAAACGACAAAUGUAAUUACAUUUAACAGCCAUAUUAAUUUAAUUGCGAAUCAAAAUCCCAAAGUGUAUUAUCCCAAUUCCAAUCACCAGCCAAGAGUCGUCGCUGAUACCGUUGAUGAUGAGACGCAUAAGCGAAUGGUUGAUAUGUUCUUAAGGGACACGCGGCAGACUACUCAACCCAUGCAUCGACAUCGUCAAGCGUCGAGAAAUUUGAAACGUAGUCGAUCAAGAUCGAACUCUUCUGAGAGAAAGCGAAGCCGAUCGACGAACCAAUUAAGCAUAUCCCAAUGGGACAUGAAGCGUAGAUCGUUGUCCCCAUUAAAAGAUGGUGAUAUUUGGCAGGCCUAUCGACAUAUGGUCGAUCAUAGUGUGCGGGAAUUAAAUGCAUCAUUUGAUUUAUAUAAAUCCGAUCCCGAAACACAUCCUCUCUAUAAUGAGGAGUGGCAAAAAUUUUGGAAGAGGCGCAGGGAUGAGCUCAUUGCUGCAGGCAUAAAUCAUCGAACUUACAAUUUUCAAAAUGAAUGGAUUUUGUUUUUCAAUGCUCGCUUAGAGGAACUCUACAAUCAAGAUGUUGAGAACAUCAAAAUGAAGUGCCGCGAAAGGUUAUGUUUGCCAAUGACCAACUCUGAAUUAUCAAACCCAAAAUAUCAUGUUCACAUUUCUGAUAAUCCAUCGGACCACGUUAGUCCGAAUGAGACAAAUGAAAAUGACUGCGAGAAUAUUGCUAAACCUAAACCCAAAGAAACCACAGAAGACGUAAAUGUAAUCCAUGUACUUCGCCUUUUAACUGCAUUGGAGGAUCAUUUGGGAAGUUUGGGGCCGAGUAUCACGGAACUAUUGGCUAAGGCACUGCAAACGUUUAAGUUGCAUCCGAAUAGGGCAAACAUUUUACUGCUCACAAAUGAGAAUUGCGCUAUCUUGGAAACAGCAAAAGAAAAGUUUACAGGUCUAGUAAUUUCGAAAAUCUUAGAGCCUUCUCAAGAACGUGCUUUGAAAAUGGCAAUUAACGACACAGAACAAUUACUUAAAUAUGCGACUAUAAUACAAGCAGAACAAGCAAAAGUCAGCAACAUAUCAGAGCUCAAUAAUAAUUUUGAUGAGUCCCAGCACAAAUCUUCGAACAAUAGACUAAAUACAAAAUUCUCGUUCAAAAACGCAGAUCUGCUCGAUAAAACUGAACUUGCUGCUAAGCUAGCUUCCUCGCUGAUCUCACAGGGAAAAACUAAAAUUAACCAAGCACAGCUCCAGCAAAUAGUUCAAGUCUAUUCGCAUCUUGAGCAACAGAAACUCCAGGAUGUGACAACAACAACAACGAAUAAAAAUAGAAUUGAUUCACCAAAUGAGACGCCUUCCCAAGGAAAUAUCAGCAAUAAUCAUUUUGAUUCACGCACAACGAUGUUUGAGCAGCCAUGUCGGCAAUCGCAGAACUUUAAUUAUAAUAAUAAUCUUGCUGCUUUUGCCACAAACUACAACGAAUUUCCAAACUCUAAUUUAUUAAGUGGUACGCAUAACAAUGAAACUAAUACUAAUUACUUCACUGCAAAUAUGGUACGCCGCAAUAACGGAGGUAGCAUUCACAUCAAUCAUAUGGAAUACUUCCGCAAUAGACAGCAGCAGAACUCACAGCAGUACAAUCAAUAUGACUACGAACAUUUUGACAGUGGAGAAUCAACUGGACAGCAGAAUUACGAUGUGUUUCGCAACGACAAGAACUUUUAGUGUCAUCAUGGAGAGAAAUUAUUAUUUUGGUCCAACUGAUACUAGUACUGGAGGACAAAGAAAAACUGUGUCCACGGAACCAAACUGGGGCUUAGAAAUAAUUAUUUUUUAAGCUUCUUAUGAUAUGAAAUCAAACUUGUAUUAAUUGUAAAAUGUAUAAAAAGAUGUAUCUCUUCUCUAAUGUACAUACAGUUAUAAAUACUAUUAUUCAUUGAAAUAUUUAUAAAUACAUUAUCUGAAAUGAUUA
Drosophila grimshawi is the source of this 3784-nucleotide messenger RNA. RefSeq lists its product as uncharacterized. Lineage: Eukaryota; Metazoa; Arthropoda; Insecta; Diptera; Drosophilidae. Bases 85 to 3537 code for a protein of 1150 amino acids. Gene Ontology annotation, molecular function: nucleic acid binding; zinc ion binding. The transcript has a single exon. The record is from RefSeq and is a predicted model, not a curated record.